Messenger RNA from Erythranthe guttata (spotted monkey flower), 1611 nucleotides. NCBI's taxonomy places the organism in Eukaryota, Viridiplantae, Streptophyta, Magnoliopsida, Lamiales, Phrymaceae. The record is from RefSeq and is a predicted model, not a curated record.
AUGGCUUCAAUCUCUAACAUUUAUCUCAUCCACCAAUCAAGAAUUUCUAACUUGUAUAACAGAAAUAGAAAUGGACAUAUUAUUACUACUUCAAGAGCAAAUCACUUGGAAUUUUCGCCACUUCCUAAAAAGAUCGAAUUAUCCGACCGGGUGAAGUUUUCAAGAGUGGAUGGAAUCUUGAACCGUUGUGGAAUCUCCGAUUUUUGUAUAGCUACUAAAGCUGCAGCUUCAGAUGCAGAGGGUCAUGAGAUUGAACUCUCUAACGGGUUUGCUAAGCCUAACAAGAGCUUCUCAGAGAGAUUCCCAGCUCUUGUUACUGGAUUCUUUUUCUUUACAUGGUAUUUCCUGAACGUUAUAUUCAAUAUACUCAACAAGCAGGUUUACAACUAUUUCCCAUAUCCAUAUUUGAAAAAAAAUUAUUCAUCUUUGUACAGUUUUGUGUCAGCUAUUCAUCUUCUUGUUGGAGUAGUAUACUGCCUCAUUAGCUGGGGUGUCGGUCUACCAAAACGCGCUCCAAUGAAUAAGGAGCUUUUAGGGCUUCUCACACCGGUAGCAUUCUGUCACGCUCUCGGACAUGUCAUGUCAAACGUAUCGUUUGCAGCAGUUGCUGUCUCUUUCACACAUACCAUCAAAGCGUUGGAGCCAUUCUUCAGUGCUGCUGCUUCACAGUUUAUCUUAGGCAACCAGAUUCCGCUGCCACUUUGGCUGUCGUUAGCCCCUGUUGUAAUGGGUGUGUCAAUGGCGUCUAUGACGGAACUUUCCUUUAACUGGACCGGCUUCAUCAGUGCAAUGAUAUCGAAUGUUUCCUUCACUUACAGAAGCAUUUACUCAAAGAAAGCUAUGACGGGGAUGGACAGUACAAAUAUCUAUGCAUACAUUUCAAUUAUAGCCCUAUUGUUUUGCCUCCCACCUGCAAUAUUAAUUGAAGGUCCUAAGUUAAUGCAAUAUGGGUUCAAAGAUGCAAUUGCUAAAGUUGGUCUGACCAAGUUCUUGUCUGAUCUCUUCUGGAUUGGAAUGUUCUAUCAUCUGUACAAUCAGGUAGCUACAAACACAUUGGAAAGGGUUGCACCUCUCACACACGCUGUUGGAAAUGUGCUGAAGCGAGUCUUUGUUAUCGGAUUCUCCAUUGUUGUCUUUGGCAAUACAAUCUCUACACAAACUGGAAUUGGUACUGGAAUAGCCAUUGCCGGUGUUGCUAUGUACUCACUCAUUAAGGCAAACAUGGAGGAGCAAAAACGGGUACGAUUUUUACAAGAUUAUUUGGGAUUUUUACUGCACUUAGGCUUAUGAAUGUUUUUGUAUCAUUUACAGAAAGAUGCUCAGAAGACUCGUGCAUCUUAAGGCUCCAACAUCUACCAAGCAGCUGAAUUCACAUGCAAUUUGUAGGAAAUCACAAGUCAACAAAAACCACUGGAAUCGUGCUGAUCUAUGUUCUUGCAAAAUUACUUUUUGAAAAUUUCCCUACAUUUUUUCACCAACUAUUGUAUGCUCAGAAAUUUCUAAUGUCGUCUGAGGCCAGAAACUACAUUUAAUAAGUGGCUUUUCAUAGUAAUUGCAAUGAUUUUAGAAGAAAACAUUAGCGAAAAGAAUCUAUAGCAUCAUGAUGCAGCU